Cyprinodon variegatus (sheepshead minnow) is the source of this 1802-nucleotide messenger RNA. It is a transcript of the gene hsdl1, whose product is annotated as hydroxysteroid dehydrogenase like 1. Gene Ontology annotation, cellular component: mitochondrion. Bases 202 to 1158 code for a protein of 318 amino acids. The record is from RefSeq and is a predicted model, not a curated record. The transcript has 5 exons. Lineage: Eukaryota; Metazoa; Chordata; Actinopteri; Cyprinodontiformes; Cyprinodontidae.
UGUUUCUGAACCCGGAUGACGUGCAGGAGACGUUUUACCUUUUACAGCGACCGUAAAAGCACAACUUUCAUUUAAAUUUACUCUUUAGGAAAACGGCUUUAUAUAUAUUUUUGUGUGUGCCUAAUAGCUUAACAUUUAACCGUCCCCUCGUUCACUUUUAAGCAUUUAAAAGGUGUAAACAUCACUAGCAGGGUGUUUAGCAUGGCGGCUGUUGACAGCUUUCACCUUUUGUACAGAGACAUUUCUCGGUCUUGCAGCUCUCACUUCGAGGCUCUGGCCUUGAUCGGGGCUCUGUACACGGCCAGCAAAGCAGUUGUCCUGCUGAGAGACUGCUGCAUGGUAGUUAGGGUCCAUUUCCUGCCGAGGAUGUUGCCCAGUCGUGGGAAGCUGACCCAAAGAUAUGGGGAAUGGGCUGUUAUUUAUGGUGCAUCUGAACCAGUAGCUCACGCAUAUGCAGAGCAGCUAGCUCAGAAUGGCGUCAGCAUCAUCUUCAUCACUGAAGACGGUUCCACUGUGAGAGACGCCGUUGCAUUCCUUUCCCAAACUUAUGGGGUGGAGACUUCCGUUGUCACUGCAAGUUUCUCUCUGGGCCAAGCACCGAUCAAACCCUUAUUAGAAGCUUUGAGCGGUAAAGAUAUUGGCUUCCUGGUGAACUGUGUGGAGGAAAUAUCGGCCUCACCCAAAAGCCUGUUAGAGAUUCCUGAGCAGGGUGUGUUGGAUCAGGUGAAUAGAAACGUCACUGCUGCUACUCUGGUUGCCAGACUGGUGCUGCCAGGGAUGGUGGAGCGCGGCAGAGGGGCUGUAGUUAAUAUAUCUUCAGGGACCUGCUGCAGACCCCUACCUGGAAGAGUUCCACUCACGGCCUUUGCUGGGUAUCUGGAUCAUUUCUCAAGAGCUCUUCGUUUUGAGUACAGCAACAAAGGAAUCUUUGUUCAAAGUCUGAUUCCUUUGCAGAUAGCUUCAAGCAGAGAUCAGUCAUCUUCUUCAAGAGAAGGAUUGUUUGCUCCAAGUCCGGGGAUCUAUGCUCGACACGCUAUUUCCACCCUGGGGGUCUCCAACAGAACCACAGGCUACUGGCCUCAUACACUUCAGUAUGGACUAAUGAGAUGUAUUCCUGAGUGGAUUUGGAUUCUGGCGUCUCGGAUGUUCCUCAUCUGAAGCUAAAACCUGAAAAAGACUCUUACUGGAUCUCGUUACACAAGAAUGUUGUUCGACAUUCUUCUGACAGUAUUUAUUUAUAAUAAACCCCAACAUUCUAAAGUUGGUGUAUGAAAUUGUUCUAAAUUGAUGAAGAAAUCUACCAUUAAAAUGAAUGAGUUUAAAACAAUGAGUGUGAAGCACAGGUUACAAUUUAGUUUAAAUCUUGGUAGAUAUGAAUGUAAAGUUUUGUCUAUUGAAAGACGGAACCAACAGCACUACAGUUUUCUUUGACAAAAAUAAUAGGUACUCGGUACAUCAGGUAAACUGAUGUUUUCUAUUUUCUUUCUUUGUGCUUAAAAACGUAUCAAGAAGAUUUUGCAGAAUUGCUUGGUUGCUUUCUGUUUUUUACAGCCUAGCUGCGUUCUAGUUUUAGGCUUUUAAAUGAGGAAAAAUAAAAAGUCGUUAUGGAUUAGUGCAGACAUUCCUACAGAGGUCAGGGGUCAGGCUUUGAAUACCUGCCCUGUCAGGGAAGGAAGGAACAAGGAAUAAAGUCUGUAAAUAACUAUAUUUUAUUACUUUUUUUCCAUUAUCCACCAAACUUGGAAACAUACUAGCAGUAAAUUCCAAACUUUUUCGGAGUCUACAGAGAGAUAAAAUGCAUU